AUGAAGUCCACACUUGUUUUUGCCUGCUGCCUUUUGGCUUUCGCUCACGCCAACGAGAACGCCAAUGUACUACGCCAUGAGGCUGAGGUCAAUGUGAAUGACUUCAAGUAUGCGUUGGAGCUGGACAACUCCGUGAACAUUCAGCAACAGGGUCAACUAAAACCCAGUGAACGCGAGCCCAACGAGCAGUGGGUAGUGGAGGGUCAACAUUCGUGGACUUCACCGGAGGGCGAGCCUGUUGCCAUCCAAUACCUCGCAAACGAAAACGGUUACCAAGUUCUGUCCGCUAACCCACCACUGCCAACCCCACCACCAAUUCCUGAGGCCAUUCAGCGAGCCUUGGACUACAUUGCCGCUCAUCCUCCACCAACGGCUACCGCUAGCUUCUAA
This is a messenger RNA of Scaptodrosophila lebanonensis, 390 nucleotides long. RefSeq names its product cuticular protein 47Eg (gene Cpr47Eg). Lineage: Eukaryota; Metazoa; Arthropoda; Insecta; Diptera; Drosophilidae. The coding region runs from base 1 to 390 and encodes 129 amino acids. The record is from RefSeq and is a predicted model, not a curated record. The transcript is spliced from 2 exons.